Molecule: messenger RNA, 1695 nt
Organism: Zymoseptoria tritici IPO323
Lineage: Eukaryota; Fungi; Ascomycota; Dothideomycetes; Mycosphaerellales; Mycosphaerellaceae
Exons: 5
Coding region: 1-1695 (564 amino acids)
Source: RefSeq, a predicted model, not a curated record
AUGUCCAACGACUCCAACAAGCCACAGGCUGAGGAUGCCGAUGAUCUCGCUGGCCAGCGUUUCAACGCAGCGUUCCCAGGCGAAGACAUGUCUGCCGGUUCUCGCCUGUUCAACUAUCUUGUGGUGGACGAAUACGAUCCUGCGGACCCACGAUUUCGGACUGAGGAAAGAGACACCGCGAAGUCCGCCAGAUCUGUGGCCGUUCCUCACCCCCCGAGCUCGACCUCGUCGACGAAAGAGCAAGCGAAGCCUUUGGCACAGAAGGAGUGCUCCCAGAAACCAAAGGCCGACGACACGAACGCACAUGCUGGAGCUAGCAUUUUGGAGGUCUACCAAGCUCCGAGCAACACCAGCUUCGCGUUGUUGCUACUGCUUCUGCUUCAAACGACGAUCAACAUUGAUCUGCGAGACGGUUCUGUCGAAGAUGGUACCCCAAGACCGAUACUCCAACAUCUUGAACCUUUCGAUUCCUCAUCACAAGCAGAUCACUGGCUCAGCGCAUACUUCAACACGCACAUCAGCUUCUCGUCCUUGACCUCACCAGCCUUCGAAAUCGAUUCUUCGACUCUUCCGAUCUUGCGAUUGAACAUGGUUUCCCCAAACGAGAAGAUCGGCCAAGCAGCUCGCGCUCCAGUCAAGAGAACGAUCGACACCUCGCAAGAAGAAGCUGUUCUCAAUACUCUCGCUCAAUCUGACGAUGACUCCGACGAAGUCGGUCUGACCGAAGACGAAGUCCGCGCAGCCGGCAUUCUUUUCGGCGCCAUCGACGCCGUUGAUACCGACAGCGAGGCAGAGGAUGGCAAUGAUGGCGGACAAACUGAUCCAACCGCCGCAACCACCGCCAACCCGAGUGUCCCACUUCCUCCCGCACCGCCCCUUGCCUCCACCCUCGCCCCGUCCGCCGUCACUCCAUCAAUCCCACCAGGCUCCACGCUGCCCGGAGCGCCAUUGCCGGCUCCGAACGACCUCCUAGUCGCGAGUUACGAGGCGCUCAUGGCGCCCAGCCCUCGAAGCCGCGGUCUCGUGACGCACGCUCGCCCAUCACGUGAAGCAUCCGGACCAGAGUGGUCGGACGCAGAGAGUCUGCUCCUUCUCAAGGCGUACCGCGACAACCCGGCCGGCUCCCAUUUGAAGGUGGCCGCUCUCCACAACGCGAUGGUGUGGCCUCACGUGGCCACGCCCCGGCGGUCGUUCACCUCGACCUCGCAGCAGGUGGGAGCUUUCAUCAAGGUGCCCAAUACCACCGCGGGUGCUGCGCCCACGCGCGACAAGACGCGCUUGCCUGGCCAGAUCGCGGCGCUCGAGGCGAAGUUGAACAGCCUCCCUCCUCCUCCCAACACCCCCUCCCGCUUCUUGCCCUCCCCUCGCAAAGGCAGCAAGAAGGCCCAGCUGCCGGCGUCGGAGCCGGACGCUCCAACGGCCUCGCCGAAAAAGAGGGAGGGAGGGAAGAGGGAGGAGAGGAAGAAGGAGAAGGGCAAGAAAGGCAAGCAGCCGGCGUUGGAGCCAGACGCUCCAACGGUCUCGCCGCCGAAGAAGGAGGAGAGCCCAAGUGGAGACGAUGGCAUUGGUGGCGGAGGCGGCGGCUACGAUCUGGGAGCGGUGGCACGAUUCCAGGCUGCCCACAAGGCGAAACUUGCAGCUGCUGCCAAGAAGGACAAUGAGGAGCAGGAGAAGAAGAACAAAGGCAAGGAGUAG